This is a messenger RNA of Naegleria gruberi, 2109 nucleotides long. RefSeq lists its product as uncharacterized. The transcript has 2 exons. The record is from RefSeq and is a predicted model, not a curated record. Gene Ontology annotation, biological process: mitotic DNA replication initiation; DNA strand elongation involved in DNA replication; double-strand break repair via break-induced replication. The annotation marks the transcript as partial. Lineage: Eukaryota; Heterolobosea; Eutetramitea; Acrasida; Naegleriidae. Gene Ontology annotation, cellular component: nucleus; MCM complex. Gene Ontology annotation, molecular function: single-stranded DNA helicase activity; ATP binding; single-stranded DNA binding.
AGGCUUGUUGUGGAUUUAAAUGAUUUACGAAGUUAUGAUACAACACUUUGUCAUAAAUUACAAAUGAAUCCUUCAUAUUUAUUUCCUUCAUUGGAAAUUGCUUUACAUGAAGAAAUUCAGAAAAUUGAUUGUAAAUAUUUUGAACAAGAUACAAAAAUUUCUAUUGGGAUUUCUGGAAAUGCAAUUUAUGAUUUAUCGCCCAGAUAUUUACAAUCAAUACAUAUAGGAAAAUUAAUUUGUUUAGAAGGAAUUGUUACUUGUUGUGGAAAUAUUUCACAAAGAUUAAUAUCAUCAAUACAUUAUUGUGAAAAAACUAAAAUAUUUUCCAAAGUUGACUAUGAAAGUAACUUGUUAAAUGAUAAUAAUUUUAUAAAUCCAAUUCCAUUAGAAGAUGUUGAAGGAAAUAGUUUAGAUUUUGAAUUUGGACUUUCAGAUUUUGUGGAUACUCAAAGAAUAGUUUUACAAGAUUUACCUGAAAAAUCACCUGUUGGACAAUUACCUAGAUCAAUAGAAUGUAUUUUAGAAUGUGAUUUAUGUGAUCAAGUUAAAGCAGGAGACCGAGUUAAAAUAUUUGGAACUUAUAAAGUGAUUUCAAUACCUGGAAUUUUAAAAAAGAAAAAAUCACUUGCAAGAGUAUCACUUAUUGUAAAUAAUAUAAUCAAAACUAGUGGAAUUGUGACACCUUUAAAUGAUAUAUCUAUUAAGGAAAGUGUUUUAAUUAGUCAACUUUGUAAAUGUCCAAAUAUAUUUCAUAUACUUUCAAAUUCAAUAGCACCAUCUAUAUAUGGACAUGACAUUAUAAAAAAAGCAUUAUUGCUUUUCUUACUAGGAGGUGUUGAUAAGGAAUUUACUGAAACUAAUACAAAAAUAAGAGGAAAUAUUAAUGUAUUAUUAAUAGGAGAUCCAUCAACAGCUAAAUCUCAAUUUUUAAGAUUUGUACUUAAUUGUGCACCUUUAGCAAUUUCAGCCAAUGCCAGAUCUUCGAGUGGUGUUGGUUUAACAGCAGCUGUAGUUACAGAAAAUAAUGAAAGAAUACUUCAAGCUGGAGCAAUGGUUCUAGCAGAUGGUGGAAUUGUAUGUAUAGAUGAAUUGGAUAAAAUGACGGAUGUGGAAAGAGUUCACAUGCAUGAAGUUAUGGAACAACAAUCUUUUUCAGUUUACAAAGCAGGUAUUGCUGUAAGACUUAAUGCAAGAUGUUCAGUGCUGGGAGCAUGUAAUCCUGUUUAUGGUAAAUAUGAUAAAAAUUUACCAAUUCAUAGAAAUAUAAUGAUACCUGAUACUUUAUUAUCUAGAUUUGAUCUGGUUUUCGUUUUAACAGAUGAAAAUGAUUCAACAUUAGAUAGAGAUAUUGCGAGACAUGUAUUAGGAGUUCACAAAUUUACAAAUGAUUCAUCAACAUCACAUAUUCUUAAAGAAGAAUUGAAUAGUACUCUCUUCUCUAAUAAGAAUGAUUUAAAAGAUGAAAUUUCAUACUCUGAUACAGAAGAGAUUAUUAAAAAAGCAGAACGAGGACAAUUAGAUUCUCUACAUGUACCUCUAAAUAUAUUGAAAAAGUAUAUACAAUUUGCCAAGACGAAAUAUUCUCCAGCUUUAACAGAUAAAGCAAGAGAAAUGAUUUCACAGAAAUAUGUGGAUUUGAGAAGUGAAUUCAUGAAAGUGGAUUCUCAAAGAGCUCAUUUUCCAAUUACACCAAGAACACUUGAAGCAUUAAUUAGAUUAUCAUCAGCUAUGGCUAAACUUCAUAUGAGAAAUGAAAUUUUGGAAGAGGAUGUUGAAAUGGUAUUUAAAAUUUUUGAUGGAAGUUUAAAUUAUUUAAAUUGUGGAGCUAAACAAAUAAUUACAACAAUAGAAACUGUAAAGAAAACAAAGAAAGAAACAACAGUACCAGCCAAUUUUGACUAUGUCUCUUAUAUUAAGCAUCACUUAAUAAGAAAGACACAGAGCGGCUCUAUUGAAUUGGAAAGCUUUAAAUCAUUCAUUUUGAAUCAACAACCAAAAGUAGUAGAAAAAGAUGUUUUAACAUUGGUAUUGAAUCAAUUCAAUGAACAAGGUUUUUGCGUUAUUUGCGAUGAUACGAAUGGAGUCCCAACAAUUUAUCGCUUCUCUUAA